This is a messenger RNA of Pelobates cultripes (western spadefoot toad), 2683 nucleotides long. The record is from the annotation of a GenBank genome assembly. NCBI's taxonomy places the organism in Eukaryota, Metazoa, Chordata, Amphibia, Anura, Pelobatidae.
AAGCCGUCCCCUGGUCGUUCUCUCUCUUUCAGUUCCGGGGUUUCUAGCAAUCCGAGUCCAUCCUCAUGGUUCCUACGAUGGAGCUCGGUGUACGGCCGGUAUUACGUGGAGGGGGGGACCCAGCAAUGCCUGCCUGCCGGUAUUACAUGGAGGGGUGACCCAGCAAUGCCUGCCUGCCGGUAUUACAUGGAGGGGUGACCCUCUAGUAGGACCAGGGUCUCUGCUGUCCAUCAUGGAGGAAACCUGGGCUCACAUGGCCGGUUGACCCCCUGGUAGCAGUAGGUCUGCUAUCCAUCAUGGAGGAAACCUGGGCUCACAUGGCUGGUUGACCCCCUGGUAGCAGUAGGUCUGCUGUCCAUCAUGGAGGGAGCCUGGGCUUACAUGGCUGGUUGACCCCCUGGUAGCAGUAGGUCUGCUGUCCAUCAUGGAGGGAGCCUGGGCUCACAUUGCUGGGUGACCCCCUGGUAGCAGUAGGUCUGCUGUCCAUCAUGGAGGGAGCCUGGGCUCACAUGGCUGGGUGACCCCUUUGGUGGUAGCUGUGGCUGAAUGACCAUUUAGGAGUUGGGUCUCUGCUGUCCAUUAUGGAAGGAGUCAUGGAUCAGGUGAGGAUCUUCUGUUAUUACUGUCUUCCCUGCUUGACUGAGUAUAGAUGAUGAAGCUCUUUAUUUUGCUGCUAAAAUGCUGAAUAACCUCUGUAGAUACAACCUUGGAGAACUGAAUACUCCUAGUUCCAUGCAUUAUGGGCUUCUGGUCCCAUGUUCAAUGGCUAACUGCUCUCAUUAUUUUCUCUUCCAGGUCCAGCGCUGCUUGUUCUCUCAUGUGCCAGUAAGGUGAGUGCUGUCCUGAAGACCUUACAAAUCAUGUCAAUUCAUUUAUAAUCUUAUAUGAUCUGCCAUGACUUCAUAUUCCUGUGAAGUCUAACCCUUUCCAAGUCACAUGGUAUGAGCUUCUUAUGAUGAUAACUAUUGUCCAGUUCUGCUACUGAUUGUAAAGAGAUGAAAAUGGCUUUCUGAGGAAGACCUACACCGUGACUUAUUCAUAUUAGUUUUGUAUUUAGUUUUUUCAAUCCAGCCCAGAGUCUCAUUGUACUAUGAACUUGAACUGGUUCUCCAAUCUCCUGAGCUCUAGCUGCCUUUAGUCAUCCGUCUUCUUGUUGGUUAAUAUCCCUAUGUAAUCACUGGAUUACACUCGGUGGUCUCAUGGGUUUUGACCACUAUAUAAAGACGUCCCCUGGUUGGUUCCGGGGUUUCAAGCAGAGUCCAUCCUCAUGGUCCCUACCAUUGAGCUUGGUAUUUGGCUGGCAUUACAUGGAAGGGUUACCCCCUGGUAGCAGUGCAGUCUCUGUCUAUCAUGGAGGGAGCCAGGGCUCACAUGGCUGGGUGAGCCCUUGGUGGUAGCUGAGGCUGGCCAUUUAGGAGCAGGGUCUCCGCUGUCCAUCAUGGAGGGAGUCUGGGAUCAGAUUAGAAUCUCCUGUUAUUGCUAACUGUUUUCCCUACUUGACAGAGUAUAGAUAAUAAAGCUUUUUCUGCAAAAAGCUGAAUUUCCCCUGUAGAUACAACCGUGGAGAACUGAAUACUCCUAGCUUCAUGCAUUAAGGGCUUCUGGUCCCAUGUUCAAUUGCUAAUUGCUCUCACUAUUUCCUCCUCCAGGUCCAGUGCUGCUUGUUCUCUCCUGUGCCAGUAAGGUGAGUGCUGUCCUGAAGAGCUAACAAUUCAUGCCAAUUCCCCUAUAAUCAAUCUGAUCUGGCAUGACCUCAUGUUCCUGUGCAGUCUAACCCUCUCCAAGUCACAUGGUCUGAGCUUCUUAUGAUGAUAACUAUUGUCCAGUUCUGCUACUGAUUGUAAAGAGAUGAAUAUGGCUUUCUGAGGAAGAUUUACACCGUGACUUAUUCAUUAAUCGUUUUGUAUUGACUAGUUUUUUCAGUAACUAGGAAUCCAGCCCUGAGUCUUUGUACUGGUGCUCUAGCUGCCUUUAGUCAUCUGUCCUCUUAUGUUAAUAUCCCUAUGUAAUCACUGCAUUAAAUGCUCACAGGACAUACCUGGGUAGAUGCCUUUUAGGAAAUACUUAAUUCAAACUGUGCAUGAAAACUGUAUUCUCCCCUGUUCCUCAUCCUAUCACUGAUAAAAUAAUUCCUGUUCACUUUUUUUUUUUUAAUUGACCGAAAAUGUUGCACUUUAUAACAAACAGUAUAUCAUUCUAUUACAGAGCUCUUGCUUGCGCUAGGCCCAGCUGCUGUGGAGAUGUCAUUCGCUGCACCAUGGGAAAGGUAAAUGGAAAUUGCCCAUUCUCUCAUGUUGGUGUGAAGUCGAUUGACUUCUUGGCACUCACGCCUAUGUCUUCUAAUGAUGAUACCUUUGUCCAGUUCUGCUACUGAAGUUCAGCGAUGAGACUUGCCUAUCUGAAGAAGACUUUAUAGCAGGGCUACCAAAAGGUAGAUCCCUGGAUAUUCUAAAGCUACAGCUCCCAUGAUGCUUUAAAAUGACAAUGCAUCAUGGGAGCUGUAGUCUUCAAACCUCGUGAGAUCUACCAUUUGGGCACUCCUGCUCUAUAGUUUACAUGUUGCAUUGCUUAAAAAAUGUCAAUUUUAAUACUUUGUUUUUUUCGUUGUAGGUUGUCUGCCUGGAGUCUGAUGCCCAAGCCAUUACUCACUCCUGUAUAUGAAUAAAAUAAAAUAUUCACUGUC